ACGAUCAUCAAUAUAUCAUUAUACCACCUAAGAUCUCGUUAAGCACAUACUCUGGCUCACAGUACGAGCAUCUGACAAUUAAGAGUCUCACUGCCGCAACCGAACUGCUGCAGUCUCACUGCCGCAACCGAACUGCCGCAACCUCACUGCCGCAACCGAAAUGGCGCAACCAACGUACCGCGACCCAACGACAGUCCUCAGGGACCAAGCCGACUGGACUGGCUGGCUCGCGCAGCUACAGGCGAGAUGCCUGUCGCGCAACAUCUGGGACAAGAUCAACCCAAAGACAACUACACCACUACUAUCAAAGCCACUCUCGCCAAGGGCUCUAACCAUUACUAACUACGCGCCAGCCGCGAACACCGACAUACCAUUAAGGCCAACUAAGCUAUUAACAACAGGCCAGAAGGCAUUUAAGGAAGACCUUGAGUAUUACAAACACAUUAUUGUGUUUAUCCAGUUAACUGUGUCGCCACAUCUACUGCGCACAUGCUGUCUUCCUGAGAAACCACUGCGACAGUGGAUCACAGACCUACAACUCACUGUUGGGGUUGACGAACAAAUUAAACAAGAACAAGCCCAAGACAGAUACCUCUCAGCACUCAAGCCAAUGAGAAGCACGUCACAAUGGGAUACCUGGCUAGCUGAGUAUGACCAGGCAGCUACAGAAGCAGAGACGUACAAAGUCACCGAAUUAUCGCAAUUAAAUGUAAUAACAAAGGACUUCCUGACAGCUGUGAACAGGGUCGCGCCUAUGUGGGCUACAAGCUUUCAAGAUAGCAGACGCUUUAAAUCUAGUAUAAGUCAGAAGGAGAUAAUAAAACGCUACCAAGAGCACAUAAUAAUAAAUCAUCCCCUUAGAUUAGGGUGGCACAAGGCCUUUGUAGCUGACAAUGCAGUGUUUCUUGCUAAAGGGGCGGGUAGGAAAACCACCACGCUCAAGCGGCCUUCAGAUCAAGAGCCUGCUUCCACUGGGGGAGCAAAAUGCCCUGCAUGUGGACAACGCCACUCUAUACGGGAUUGCUACUAUGUUAAUCAAGACAGAGCUCCUAA
Molecule: messenger RNA, 1053 nt
Organism: Didymella exigua CBS 183.55
Lineage: Eukaryota; Fungi; Ascomycota; Dothideomycetes; Pleosporales; Didymellaceae
Exons: 3
Source: RefSeq, a predicted model, not a curated record